AUGAUAGUGGGCCCCCAAGAAUUUUCGGGGAAAAAUGUUCUUACCAUCGCUGUGUGUGGUAGUGCUAAGAAGCACAGACAGUCUUUUGAAGCCCUCAAGCGGACCGCAGUGAGGCAUAACACCGCGCUUCGUCAAGCCAACUCGUUCCAUGGGGCGUUUGCUCUCAAAGACAUCUGCUAUGACGUAGAUAAAAGCGCAGAGGUAGACCUCACAGGGUUGGAUUCGGUAUCAGGGGUUAAUGUAAAGAGUUCAUCAACAUCUAUGCCGAUGCCGCCGUGCUUUUUUCGAUUCGUUAGCCUUAACUACGACGACAAACACCAGCGAAUGGUUCUAGGUCGAGCCUUUGACGUCACUGAGGACUCUAUGGAUGAGGGGGCUUCUUUCUUUCCAUCAAUGAGGGGCGGCAAUGCUAACCACGAACGCGACCUGGAUGAUGAGUACCGCCGCCCAAACCAGCGUCUGUUGCAAACUCACAGCGUGAUCUCUGAUGCAUACAGCAAUGGCGGGGAAAGCAGUCUGAUGGGGGAGAAUAGUAUGGUCUCUAGUGUACAUCCCGAAGAGGUAGAUAUCAUCCUGCACAAAGUGACUACUUACGGGAUUCCUGAAGCGACACGCGCACUGCAUGAGUGGUGUGAUAACGUUCGCAAAAUCCAAAUGUCUCUCAAACGACCACUGCUAAUCGUGUUAGAUCCCAUUAAUAAGAUGCAGGUGCUCACCAUGCGGUCCAUGGUGUACAAAUUACUUGAUAACGUGGACGAUAGUCAUCAUUCGUUGGCUUUGAUCCCACGCACCUUUCUAUGGGAACUUUAUCACACUUUUGGGAUCCAAAAGUGUCCGGAAAAGGUUGGGAUUGGCGCAUCUAUUGGCGCCGCUUCAAAGCCUGCCGUUACGCGUAUGUGCACGAGUUCCUCUGUACUAGACACUGGAGAAACGCACAAGAGCUCUGCCAGUCAGUUGUCUGGCGAUACGUGGUGGGUCGCUAAGCCAGAUGAGUGCACAGGGCCGUCUUACACACAUGAUUUAGUGAUCUGGAAGAGCUCAAAUGCAGACGUUUGUGUGCCUCCUGAAAUCCAGGCCGCACUGGCUUCAGAGCCUUCUGCAUACGUCAUACAAGAAUUCUACACAUAUGCCUUCCCGGUGGUCGUAAAAGUUUACUGUGUUGGGCCGGAUAUCUUCAUAAAAGUGAAGCCAACAAACAAGCUUCUGAGCUUUGUGUUGGGUCAAGUCGAUUCCAAGGAUGGCUUCGACAGGCCUGUCAAGAUUAACUCACAGAACAAAGCGUUCUUCUCCCUGGAUGGGCUGUCCCUUCUCGCGACAGGGCCUUUUGGGAGGGUUCAACGGGGAUCUCCGCCCCACUGUGGGGCUGGGGUCCACCAAGAGGCUCCUCUUAGCUGCAGUGUGCCUACCCGACUCUGGGAGGCGUUUUUCGCCCCAGGGACCUCCGCAUGGACCGCGAUCGCUAGGCUGGUGAAAGAGCUGUCAAGCCGCCGGGGCUUGGGUCUAAGUCUAUACGGUUUUGAUAUUCUUUUAGUGCCCUCCCCUUUGGCUCAUUCUUACCAGCUUAAGGCUUAUCCGAAGGGCAUUGGCUACACUGAGGGGUCAACUGUCAGCUAUCAGCCCUCACCCGUGACGCCUUCGAUAACCGAUCCACACCAUCCUGAAUCAAUGUUCGAUUUGCGAACGGGUGCCCCGACUACUUACUUGAUGGGUUCAGUACCGGUAGUCAUCGAUGUCAACUACUUCCCGGGCUACGCUGGAAUGGAAGUUGCGAUGAGAGGUAUACUGAAAGUAAUGUGGAAAUCGUUCGAUAAUGAAACACCCACUGGGGGGUUCUCGUGA
Phytomonas sp. EM1 is the source of this 1839-nucleotide messenger RNA. Lineage: Eukaryota; Euglenozoa; Kinetoplastea; Trypanosomatida; Trypanosomatidae. The record is from the annotation of a GenBank genome assembly.